Molecule: messenger RNA, 4191 nt
Organism: Pygoscelis adeliae (Adelie penguin)
Lineage: Eukaryota; Metazoa; Chordata; Aves; Sphenisciformes; Spheniscidae
Product: 6-phosphofructo-2-kinase/fructose-2,6-bisphosphatase 4
Exons: 14
Coding region: 53-1360 (435 amino acids)
Biological process (GO): fructose 2,6-bisphosphate metabolic process; fructose metabolic process
Cellular component (GO): cytosol
Molecular function (GO): 6-phosphofructo-2-kinase activity; ATP binding; fructose-2,6-bisphosphate 2-phosphatase activity
Source: RefSeq, a predicted model, not a curated record
GAGCACAACAAACAUCAGUUGUUUUAAUGCAUCUGAAACUGCUUCUAUAUGUAUGACCAAUUGCCCUACUCUGAUUGUCAUGGUGGGUCUCCCAGCAAGAGGAAAAACCUACAUCUCGAAGAAGCUGACACGCUAUUUAAAUUGGAUUGGAGUGCCUACAAAAGAAUUUAAUGUUGGUCAGUAUCGUCGAGAUUUGGUGAAAAAGUAUAAAUCUUUUGAAUUCUUCCUGCCUGACAAUGAAGAAGGCUUGAAAAUCAGGAAACAAUGUGCCUUAGCAGCGCUGAAUGACGUCCGACGGUACCUCAGUGAAGAAAAUGGGCACGUGGCUGUCUUUGAUGCUACAAACACGACUCGAGAACGUAGAGAAACUAUUUACAAAUUUGGUGAAGAAAACGGAUAUAAGACUUUUUUUGUUGAGUCAGUAUGCGUAGACCCAGAGGUCAUUGCUGCAAACAUUGUGCAAGUGAAGCUGGGUAGUCCUGACUAUGUUGAUUGUAGUAAUGAUGAAGCGACAGAAGACUUCAUGAAAAGAAUAGAGUGCUACAAGAACUCGUAUGAGACAUUAGAUGAAACUCUUGACAAGGAUCUUUCUUAUAUUAAAAUUAUGGAUGUUGGAAGAAGUUACCUUGUGAACAGAGUAAUGGAUCACAUCCAGAGCCGGAUUGUCUACUACCUCAUGAAUAUCCAUGUGACUCCUCGGUCAAUCUACCUCUGUCGACACGGAGAAAGUGAACUCAAUCUGAAAGGGAGAAUAGGAGGAGAUCCUGGACUGUCUGUCAGGGGGAAAGAAUUUGCCAAAAGCUUGGCACAAUUUAUUAAUGAGCAAAAUAUCAAAGACCUGAAAGUUUGGACCAGCCAGAUGAAAAGGACAAUUCAGACUGCUGAAGCCUUGGGAGUGCCUUAUGAGCAGUGGAAGGUUUUGAAUGAGAUAGAUGCAGGAGUGUGUGAAGAAAUGACAUAUGAAGAAAUACAAGAAAAUUAUCCGCUUGAAUUUGCACUGAGAGACCAAGACAAAUACCGAUACAGAUACCCUAAAGGAGAGUCCUAUGAAGAUCUUGUUCAGAGGCUGGAGCCGGUAAUUAUGGAACUUGAAAGGCAGGAAAAUGUGCUUGUCAUAUGUCACCAAGCUGUCAUGCGCUGUUUGCUCGCAUAUUUUCUUGACAAGCCUGCAGAACAACUGCCUUACCUGAAGUGCCCGCUGCAUACUGUCUUAAAGCUAACGCCGGUGGCUUAUGGAUGUAAAGUAGAAUCUAUAUUCCUGAAUGUUGAAGCUGUAAACACACACAGAGAUAAACCCGAGAACGUAGGUGUGGAUCGGUCAAGAGAAGAAGCGUUGAGGACAGUACCUAACCACCUAUAGCUCCGGUUCCCGGGGGCGGCAGCCCUUCCUCCGGCACAAGAGCGUUAAGUAGCAGCUCAGGUCUAGGAGAACAGAGAAGGCGUCGCUGAGUGCCGAGCGAGUUGGAACGAACGCGCCUCCCCUUCACUUUUAAGACAUUUCGAAUGUGAUUCAGCUUCUUUGGAGAAAACCUGUAGUUCUGGAUAACUCCCAGUGCCGAAAGGUAUCAGUAAAAAGAUUCAUGGGAAGCAGAAUAGAGUUGGGUUUAGAUUUUUUUCGUAUGUAAAUUUGUGCAGUUUUGGUGGUUUUUAUUGUUCAUCUGUGGAUACUGCGAGAUGGUUAAUUGCCCGUGUCAAUUUUACUGUCAGAUUUUAACUAGAUUUUACUUUCUUUUUUAAGUGUUUUUCUAAGAGUUCCUCUUAUUUUUACUGUGAAUGAUUGCCUAGAAUUACAUGGAGAUUUUUUUGAUGGAGUAUUUAACAUACGUGGAAUUCUACAUUUUGAGCAUUGGAGGCUUCAUGUUGCAAAACGACUUCAAACGGGAAAGCCUGUCAGCUCCGACAGCUUUUCGGGUGUUUCAAAAAUCUUAUUGGUUUGCCAACCACAACUUAGAUUUUUCUGAAACUGGGGAGGCUUUCCCCUUGGGAAACAAAACCAUUCACGCUAGAUUCGCUACCUGAAAGAUUCUGCUGUUUUAGCAAGAUCUUAAUGUCUUCCAGGGGCCAGCUGUAUUUUGGAGGGCAGCGGAAGACAGAGUAUUAAGUGGGGGAUGUGAGUGUGAGUAUAGCUAGCAGCAGCCCGGGUAAUGAGAGAGAGCGAGCGCGAGUCGUCCUUUCUGCUGCAGUUACAGGAGGGGAUGAGCAGCUUUUUUGAGACUGGAAGGGAGGGGAAAAGGAUUCAGACUGCCAAGGGCUGGAGAAGCUGCUUGUCUUAUUAGUGCUGUGGUAAUCUAUUUUUUUUUUUAGGCAAUUUUUGGAAUGAAUUUCAACAUAAAAGUAUAUGUUUCUCUUUUAUAGCCACAAUUAAUACGUACGUCAGGAAACAGUACAGAAAGGUUAGGUGGAGUUUAACCCUUCUAACAGCUCAUGCAAGAAAAACACCAGGUAAACUCUGAAAUUAUUUUUAACAUGGCACAUCUGCCUUGGGGUUUUUUCUGUUGUUUUUAAGCAUCUUCCACUGUCCCAGUUCUUCGCUGCUCUUUCAUACCUUGUGAAACUCCAGUGCUAAAAAUGGAAUGUUCUAUGUCUGUUGAGGCCACGACCUUUUAACUGUACUAAAUCAAUGUGUAUUUCGUACGUGUGUCACCAGACAACUGAAGCGAGCUGCCAGCACUGCUGCUGGCUCUUAGUUUUGAAAUGAGGAAUAUUCUUUGGUAGGGGGACUGUGUUUUUUCUAAGGACUUCAACUGAUCGAGCUCUUACCAGGUAUAUUGUUGGGGUUUUUUUUUGUUUUGUUGUUUGGGGUUUUUUUUCUUUUUCUCAAUUCCUGUGUGAAACGCCGGGCCCUCAUAACGUAGUUUUGCAGGCAAGGGCUAAGUUGUCUUUUGUUUGUGCAGGGUUUCUAAAAUAACGUGCUGCUGUUGUGAUUUGUUUUAAUAAGCUGAUUUCAGCAAUAUAUUCAGCUCUGGAAGUAAGCCAUACCGUAUCGCUGGGUUCGGUUUCAGAAGAGGGAUGCAUAGGGUACGGAGUGACCAGAAACACUUGCUUUCAAGCGCUGCUGUCUAAAGCUUUGUGUGUGCGAUCCAUGCGUUCGGUAACGCCCAUUUCAGAUCUUCAUUCCUUCAGCUGUGUCCGUAGUUUUUGUGUGAGGAGAGAGACCACACAGCGCUGCUCAGAGAAGUUAAUUUAUUGAUGCGUAGUUAACAAGGCCACCUUCGUGGCAAAAAUGUAGAAGUAAUUUCCCCUUCCGAUUUGACGUGUGUUCAGCGUGGGAAAGCCGGGCUGUGCUCCAGGCAGCCCUCGCUCCUCCGGACCUCCGCCGUCCAGCCGCGACCAGGAGUUGUUAAACAGUUUUUAAAUCAAGAAAGUCAGAGUUUACCUGUACCUACAGAGGGCAAAUCCCAGGAGACCGUAUUAGAAAAGCGGGGUUUUACCGGCAGACUGCGGUACUUCUUGAGCUCGGACCCGGUUGAAGAGGUGUGGUGGGAGGAAAGGUUUCCUGUAGCGAGGGCUGAGCCGAGGGCUGCUUCUCUUCGCUGGCAGGCAUGGCUUGAGGUGUCUCCCCUCUCUCCCUUUCGUUGUUUUACCUCUCUCAACUUUCAGAGGUGCUGUAAAAUUCCUCGAGGCUAAAUGUUUUAUGUAUAGUAGGUAUUUUUAUAGCCUGCUUUUGAAUAUACUGUGAUGAGUGUUUUACUAAGUGGGUGUUCAGUAAAAAGAAUUGUAUACAAGUGUAAAUAAACUGUUAUGCUGAUACUUGAAGAGAAAAAAAAAAAGUUGUCUGUUCUACUUUAGGAAGGUACUAAAUCACUGACUGCAUCCGACCCCUUCUAGCUGGUGGGAGCAAGUGUAGACAACGAAUGUAGAUUUGAAGGGAGUGAUCGGUUCUCCCCGGGGCGUAACCACCUUUCUGGAAAGGCACUGUCAAGAAUUGCGUAUUAUUGUCACUGUCUAAAAGCUGCGUAUGUCCCCCCCCCUCCUGAUGGAACUGUCACUGACAGAGGAGGUAAAAACCCUCGUCCUGACCUUGUGUAUUCAUACCUGUGUUUAUUUUACCGCCUUCUGGCUGUUAAUGCACUUGCUAGCUCAGAUGCAGUCUCUCAAAUGGGAUUAACCUGUCUUUCCUUCGUCGUAGUCUUUCAGACAAAUGUAAUCAUUUGACCUUUGAUCCAAGUAAUAAAGAUCAAAUGUGACAGU